Messenger RNA from Meriones unguiculatus (Mongolian gerbil), 1389 nucleotides. It is a transcript of the gene Aimp1, whose product is annotated as aminoacyl tRNA synthetase complex interacting multifunctional protein 1. NCBI's taxonomy places the organism in Eukaryota, Metazoa, Chordata, Mammalia, Rodentia, Muridae. The coding region runs from base 370 to 1311 and encodes 313 amino acids. The transcript has 7 exons. The record is from RefSeq and is a predicted model, not a curated record. Gene Ontology annotation, molecular function: tRNA binding.
UCUAAAGAAUUGUAUUUUUCUACCCUCAGCUGCCUAUUGCCAGGAAACACAAAAAAUUAGAUAUCUGUUAGUUUCCUUUCUGUUGCUGAGAUUAAAACCCUAACCAAGAGGAACCUGGGUGAGGAACAGUUUUAUUUCCACUUAAGCUUUCAGGUAGCAGUGAAGUCAGAGUAGGUGGAUGACACUUUCAGGGUAGCUCACCUGCUCUUCAUGGAGCCAGCUUUCUUAUACAGCUGAGGACCAUCUGCCCCGGGAUAACAGCACUUGAUUCACAAGAAAGGACUUCAGACGGUACUCUGUACUGUUUGAUUCUGUGUGCUAUACUGCCUCCAGGAGUUUGCUUGGAUUUUCUGCCGAUUCUGGGCAAAGAUGGCAACAAAUGAUGCUGUUCUGAAGAGACUAGAGCAGAAGGGUGCAGAAGCGGAUCAGAUCAUUGACUAUCUCAAGCAGCAGGUCGCUCUUCUCAAGGAGAAAGCAAUUUUACAGGCAACUUUGAGAGAAGAAAAGAAACUCCGAGUUGAAAAUGCUAAAUUGAAAAAAGAAAUAGAAGAACUAAAGCAGGAGCUAAUUCAGGCAGAAAUGCAGAAUGGAGUGAAGCAAAUACCAGUCCCAUCGGGACCUCCACUGCCGGCUGAUUCUGCACUUUCUGCAAGUGUGACACCAUCUUCAUCAGUAACAACAACCUCCUCUUCCAGUAAAAAAGAACACAUUAAAGGAGAGGGAGGAGAGGAAAAGAAGGUAAAAGAGAAGCCUGAAAAGAAAGGAGAGAAAAAGGAGAAGAAGCAGCAGUCGGCAGCAGCAAGUGCUGACUCUAAGCCAAUAGAUGUAUCACGUCUGGAUCUUCGAAUUGCUUGUAUCAUUACUGCCAAAAAACACCCUGAUGCAGAUUCGUUGUACGUAGAAGAAGUGGAUGUGGGAGAGGCAGCCCCAAGAACAGUUGUCAGUGGACUGGUGAACCAUGUUCCUCUAGAACAGAUGCAAAAUCGCAUGGUGGUUUUACUUUGUAAUCUGAAGCCUGCGAAGAUGCGGGGAGUGCUGUCUCAAGCAAUGGUGAUGUGUGCUAGUUCACCAGAGAAAGUGGAAAUUCUGGCCCCUCCCAAUGGGGCCGUCCCUGGAGACAGAAUUACUUUUGAUGCUUUCCCUGGAGAGCCUGACAAGGAGCUGAACCCUAAAAAGAAGAUCUGGGAGCAGAUCCAGCCUGACCUGCACACCAAUGAUGAGUGUGUGGCCACAUACAAAGGGGCUCCCUUUGAGGUGAAAGGGAAGGGAGUUUGCAGGGCCCAAACCAUGGCCAAUAGUGGAAUUAAAUAAGUGAGGAGCUCUGUAACUGAAGACAUUGGAGAAACCUUAACAACAAUAAAGGACUAUAUUUGUCAUUUACACAUAAAA